Messenger RNA from Glarea lozoyensis ATCC 20868, 2193 nucleotides. Its product is annotated as Concanavalin A-like lectins/glucanase. Lineage: Eukaryota; Fungi; Ascomycota; Leotiomycetes; Helotiales; Helotiaceae. Gene Ontology annotation, biological process: cell surface receptor signaling pathway; cytoskeleton organization. Gene Ontology annotation, cellular component: cytoplasm. The record is from RefSeq and is a predicted model, not a curated record. The transcript has 8 exons. Gene Ontology annotation, molecular function: protein binding. The coding region runs from base 1 to 2193 and encodes 730 amino acids.
AUGCCAACUGGAGCUCCCGGAUUCGCAGCAAGGAGAUCUUCUUAUGCUUCAGUCGUUUCUGGUACAGCUUCAGGAAUCUCUCAACCAUACCAACAAGCUUCCAGGUCUGGUGCUCUUUCUCACCUCCUCAAUCAGAGCACGGAUUUGGGCAACUACGAUCCGAGCCCAUACGGCUUAGGCGGACAUAUACGACACGACUCUCGAACUUACGAUAUGGAUUUUGGCACAAAUGGCGCAAGCCACAGGAGUUCCGGGUCUUGGAAUCGCGGCGGGCAUCUCCCUAGCUUCUCGAGCGCAUAUGGGCCUAUACUAGAUGGCAAUGGGUUUGGAGGCACACAAGGCGACAGUUUCUUCGUUCCCUCAUACCUGCGCGGAUCAAAAUACGUUCAGAGAUUGGAGGAGAGCUAUAAAGCAAGAGAGCAAGCGCACGUAGAUGGGCCAUCCACCCAGUCUCAGUCGGGCUCCCUUUCGACUAGCGGAAGUAGCACAUAUCUUCAAACCAGACUGGCGCCUUCACAUCGGGGGAUGACAUAUGACUUAAUAGAAAAGGCGCCGCCUUUUGAAGACGAAAAUCUUGCGCCUCUGCCCUCUAAAUGGAACAGCCAAGACAAAUUUGGGGGCUUGGAGGUUAUGUCGGAUGGGCAAGAGGUGAAAUUAACAGGACCUAAACCUGACCGAGACCGAGAUCACGAAGCAAGCUCUAUCGGUAUUGGGUUCUCGAGUAAGACUGUUCCUUUAUCAAGAUUACCAGGAUGGGAACCGGAUUCAUGGGCAUACCACGGAGACGACGGCCAUUCAUUCGGUUCCCAGAGCACAGGCAAGCAUUACGGACCACCAUUCACAGCAACAGACGUUAUUGGAUGUGGUGUGAAUUUCAGGACCGGUUCUGCUUUUUUCACCAAGAACGGAGACAACCUCGGUGUCGCCUUCCGAGAGAUCAAAGGAAAGCUCUUUCCCUCAGUAGGCAUGAAGAAGUCUGGCGAGCAUAUUAGAGUUAAUUUCGGGCAAAGUCCAUUUGUCUUCGACAUAGAUGGCAUGAUGUCGGUAAGUCGUGAUUUUCCAGAAUUCACUUUUCUUGACCUCGCCACCAAUUUAUCGAAUUCUCACAACCUCGGUCUCAUUCCUGGUACACAACUCACCAAUCGUCAUAUUCUUCGCCGUCGUUCCUCUGCUUUACCGACGCAAAACUCAAGGCCGUCGAACGUUGCUGGGGCAGCAGAGCGACCAGCAGAAUGCAACGAUGACAAAACAUGGUCCAAGAGAGAGGAUGAGAAAAGAGCGAUACAUCAAGAAAUCGCGUCAACAAGCACCGCUAAACUGGCGCCACCUAUGAAUGAAACGGAUCUAAUCCAAUCACUUGUUCUUCAAUUUUUGACACACGAUGGCUACAUUGAGACGGCUAGAGCAUUCGCAGAUGAGGUUCAUUCCGAAAAGUCCGCUCUAGCUCUGGAUAAAACCACAGUAGUUGAAAGUUUCAGCGUUAAGGAAGAUAAAGAUGCAGGGCACCGACAGCAAAUACGCACUGCUGUGUUAGAAGGCGAUAUUGACAAAGCCUUAAAGUAUACUGAUCUCUACUAUCCUGCCGUCCUUCAAAACAACGAGCAUGUAUUAUUUCGACUACGCUGUCGAAAAUUUACAGAAAUGGUCCGUCGUGGUGCUGAAAUGCUACAAUCAAACCAUAAGCACACUGCAAAGAAGAGCAAUGGCCAAAAUGGCGACUGGCACGACGGAGAUUGGCAUGACGACGUGAUGAAUCAAGAUAUGGAAAUGGAUAAUCAACAGAACAACAAUAAUUAUGAUCGGAUGGAUACCGAGGAGGGCUCAGAUAAUCUUAUGGAAUACAACCAAUUAACUCAGGCCACCUUGAAUUACGGGCAAGAUCUAGAGCGGCAAUAUCGAAACGACCCGAGUCGCGAAGUCAGCAAAGCAUUGUCGGACGCCUUCUCUUUGAUAGCUUAUCAAGACCCUCUAAAUCGUAAGGAGGUCUCUCAUCUUGUAGAUCCCAAGGGAAGAGUUGCUGUGGCUGAAGAGUUGAAUGCCGCGAUCUUAUUAUCGCUUGGCAAAUCCUCAUCCGCGGCUCUAGAAAAACUCUAUCAACAAACCGCCGUUCUCCUCGAAGAUCUUAGAGACGGUGGCGGUUCCGGCGCAUUCGUAAACAUUGACGAUUUCGCGCGGCCAAAGCGUGGGUUAUGA